Messenger RNA from Dufourea novaeangliae, 2046 nucleotides. RefSeq names its product ATP synthase subunit alpha, mitochondrial (gene blw). Bases 97 to 1743 code for a protein of 548 amino acids. Gene Ontology annotation, molecular function: ATP binding; ADP binding; proton-transporting ATP synthase activity, rotational mechanism. The transcript has 8 exons. Gene Ontology annotation, biological process: proton motive force-driven ATP synthesis; proton transmembrane transport. Lineage: Eukaryota; Metazoa; Arthropoda; Insecta; Hymenoptera; Halictidae. The record is from RefSeq and is a predicted model, not a curated record.
GUGGGGUUGAACGGGACGUUCUUCUGCUCGUCCCCGUCUUGACCGUUCUUCGUUUCCGAAUUCAUAGUCCGGUUGACGGACUUUCGACACAUCAAAAUGGCUCAACUGUCCCUCCGUUUGGCUUCUUCGAUAGCGAGACAAUUACCAAAUGCUUCGAUCCAGAUCAAGUGGCCUGCUGUCAGUGUUGCUUCCUGCAAAUACCAUGUAUCCUGCAGCCGUCGCUCUGCUGAAAUCUCUUCUAUCUUGGAGGAACGUAUACUUGGUUCUGCACCAAAGACCAAUCUUGAAGAAACUGGGAGGGUCUUGAGCAUUGGUGAUGGUAUUGCUCGUGUCUAUGGGCUUAAGAACAUUCAAGCCGACGAGAUGGUGGAAUUUAGCUCGGGGCUGAAGGGUAUGGCUCUGAACUUGGAACCUGAUAAUGUUGGUGUCGUCGUAUUCGGUAAUGACAGGCAUAUCAAGGAAGGUGACAUUGUUAAGCGUACUGGUGCCAUUGUGGAUGUGCCAGUCGGCGAAGAAUUAUUAGGACGUGUCGUAGAUGCGUUAGGUAAUCCUAUUGAUGGCAAAGGACCCCUUAACAACAAAUUGAGGUUCCGUAUUGGUACCAAGGCACCUGGUAUUAUCCCUAGGGUUUCUGUAAGAGAACCUAUGCAAACUGGAAUUAAAGCUGUGGAUUCCCUGGUACCAAUUGGUCGUGGUCAGCGUGAGUUGAUUAUUGGCGACAGGCAGACUGGCAAAACUGCUCUUGCUAUUGACACAAUUAUCAACCAGAAACGAUUCAACGACGGUGGAGAGGAAAAGAAAAAACUGUACUGUAUCUACGUUGCCAUCGGUCAGAAGAGAUCGACUGUGGCCCAAAUUGUAAAACGUCUGACAGACAGCGGAGCCAUUAAUUAUACCAUCAUUGUAUCUGCAACUGCUUCUGAUGCUGCACCUCUGCAGUAUUUGGCUCCUUAUUCCGGUUGCGCUAUGGGAGAAUUCUUCAGAGAUAAUGGCAAACAUGCGUUGAUUAUCUACGACGAUUUGUCCAAACAAGCCGUUGCCUAUCGACAAAUGUCUCUGCUGUUGAGACGACCACCGGGUCGUGAAGCCUAUCCUGGUGAUGUAUUCUAUUUACACUCCCGUCUUCUUGAGCGAGCGGCUAAAAUGAACGAGAGUCUGGGUGGUGGUUCAUUAACCGCUUUGCCUGUUAUUGAGACUCAGGCUGGCGAUGUGUCCGCCUAUAUUCCCACAAAUGUUAUCUCCAUCACUGACGGUCAGAUCUUCUUGGAAACUGAAUUGUUCUACAAAGGUAUUCGUCCUGCUAUUAACGUAGGUCUGUCGGUAUCCCGUGUCGGGUCUGCUGCUCAGACCAAGGCCAUGAAACAGGUCGCCGGUUCCAUGAAAUUGGAAUUGGCCCAGUAUCGUGAGGUAGCAGCCUUCGCACAGUUUGGUUCUGAUUUGGAUGCUGCGACCCAACAACUUCUGAACCGUGGUGUCAGAUUAACAGAACUUCUGAAACAGGGACAAUAUGUACCCAUGGCUAUCGAGGAACAAGUAGCCGUUAUCUACUGUGGUGUCCGUGGAUACCUCGACAAGAUGGAACCCUCCAAAAUUACUGCCUUUGAAAAAGAAUUCCUUGCCCACAUCAAAUCUUCACAACGGGAUCUCCUAAACACCAUCGCCAAGGAAAACACUAUCAGUGAAUCCUCCGAUGCGAAAUUAAAGAAAGUCGUCACUGACUUCCUUGCGGCUUUCUCCGGUUAAAGUGUCAGUGUGAAUAAUAUUUCUCUGCUAUGCAAGAGCUAUGUGCAAAUGAUACUCAUUGUUCUGAGUUUCUAAUGUAUACCAUUUGCACAUUAUAAAUAUUAUUACGAAAGAAUUCCACAUUCAAACGCUAAACAUGAUAGUCCUACACUUAUACGCAUUACAUGUUGAUCGUUAUAAACGGAAAGUAUCACAAUUGGUUAUUGAGAACAUGUACUUCUCCUGAAGAAAAUUCCAUUCAUAGCAGAAGUGGGAGAAGUAUGAGAAAGCGAAGAGUAAUAAAGUUCUAGAAUUUUUUUCAUA